This is a messenger RNA of Dendronephthya gigantea, 1443 nucleotides long. Its product is annotated as fibrillin-3-like. The transcript has 11 exons. The record is from RefSeq and is a predicted model, not a curated record. Gene Ontology annotation, molecular function: calcium ion binding. Bases 1 to 1443 code for a protein of 480 amino acids. NCBI's taxonomy places the organism in Eukaryota, Metazoa, Cnidaria, Anthozoa, Malacalcyonacea, Nephtheidae.
AUGAACAAAACAAAAAUGAAAAAUGGGCGAUGGUUUUUUUACGAAGACCGUUUGGUAACAGAAGAUGUCGAUGAGUGUCGCAAAGGUACACACCAAUGUAACACAAAGGCAAAUUGUAGCAACACACCAGGUUCAUAUAACUGCCAGUGUCAAAUUGGUUACGAAGGAAAUGGAAAGAAAUGCAACGAUGUCGACGAAUGUGAAAAAGGAACGCACAAAUGUGACAAAAAUGCAAAAUGCACCAACACUCCAGGCUCAUUCAACUGUCAGUGUCAACCUGGUUACACAGGAGAAGGACGGAUAUGCGAAGAUGUCGACGAAUGUGAAAAAGGAACGCACAAAUGUGACAAAAAUGCAAAAUGCUUCAACACUCCAGGUUCAUUCAACUGCCAGUGUCAACCUGGUUACACAGGAGAAGGACGAAAAUGCGAAGACAUCGACGAAUGUGAAAAAGGAACGCACAAAUGUGACAAAAAUGCAAAAUGCACCAACACUCCAGGCUCAUUCAACUGUCAGUGUCAACCUGGUCACACAGGAGAAGGACGGAUAUGCGAAGAUGUCGACGAAUGUGAAAAAAGAUCGCACAAAUGUGACAAAAAUGCAAAAUGCACCAACACUCGGGGCUCAUUCAACUGUCAGUGUCAACCUGGUUACACAGGAGAAGGACGGAUAUGCGAAGAUGUCGACGAAUGUGAAAAAAGAUCGCACAAAUGUGACAAAAAUGCAAAAUGCACCAACACUCCAGGCUCAUUCAACUGUCAGUGUCAACCUGGUUACAUAGGAGAAGGACGGAUAUGCGAAGAUGUCGACGAAUGUGAAAAAAGAUCGCACAAAUGUGACAAAAAUGCAAAAUGCACCAACACUCCAGGCUCAUUCAACUGUCAGUGUCAACCUGGUUACAUAGGAGAAGGACGGAUAUGCGAAGAUGUCAACGAAUGUGAAAAAGGAACGCACAAAUGUGACAAAAAUGCAAAAUGCUUCAACACUCCAGGUUCAUUCAACUGCCAGUGUCAACCUGGUUACACAGGAGAAGGACGAAAAUGCGAAGCUAAUAAAUGCCCUCUUGGGUGGGAGACUUUCGAUGGACUCUGCUUUUAUAUCAGCAAUGGCGUUGCGAUACCAUGGAAUAAUGCGAAAGAAAACUGUCGUCAGCGUGGCGGUCAUUUGGCAGUUCCAAACAACACGAAUAUGAAUAAUUAUCUAUAUCAGGCUAUGAGACAACAUAACUUCAACGCGGCGUGGAUUGGUAUGUACCGAAAACCUGCAAGUAUCUUUUACACAGUGAGAGAUGAGGAGAUCUCCUAUGAAAACUGGAACACAGGGGAGCCUAACAAUGCUGGCGGGCAUGAAAACUGCGUGGAAAUGUUGAACGGAGCAACAGGGAAAUGGAAUGAUUUGCCAUGUUCGAUCAGUCGUCAUUACUUCUGUCAGCGGCAACUGUGA